This is a messenger RNA of Zasmidium cellare ATCC 36951, 1152 nucleotides long. RefSeq lists its product as uncharacterized. NCBI's taxonomy places the organism in Eukaryota, Fungi, Ascomycota, Dothideomycetes, Mycosphaerellales, Mycosphaerellaceae. Gene Ontology annotation, cellular component: Ino80 complex; nucleus. The record is from RefSeq and is a predicted model, not a curated record. The transcript is spliced from 2 exons. Gene Ontology annotation, biological process: chromatin remodeling. The coding region runs from base 1 to 1152 and encodes 383 amino acids.
AUGUCGGACUCGGAGAGCAAUGCGCCAUUACCAACACCGCACGCGACCACAGGCGGGAAGUCACUGGCCAACGUCGAACGACCGCGUUACAAGUCAUGGCGCAAGAAGUAUCGCAAGAUGCGACACAAGUUUGAUGGCGUUCUUGAAGGGAAUAGGAAACUAUUCAAGGAAGAGCAGAAGCUGGAGGGUAUUGCCAGGAGACUUAGAGAGGAGCUGGACGAACUGCUUGACCUGCUGCUAGACGUCAACUCCAACCCAGCCCUUCCCCCCGAAUUGCGGUUCAAUAUCUCACUGAAGGAGUCCCACUCAGCUAUAGCCUCCAUCCCUAGCGUGGUUCCAGAAGACAUACUACCUGAAACGGCGAACGAGAUGCUGUUAGAGUACACACUUGCCGUCCAGCGUGGGCAGAUUCCACACCUGGACCUCAACGUGAUCCGUCAUCAGCUCGACAAGACUCUCACAGCACAGGGCGUGACUCCCGUUGAAACCCUCGACCAAGCGACCACCCACACGAUUGUGCCAGCCAGCGAACGCGACUAUCCCGAGGACAUGCGCGGAUCACAUCCACCAAGCUUCUUGACUGCAGAGGAGGAAGACGCGCAUCUCCUACGGUUAGACGCCAAGCUUGGCGAUCCUGUUAGUCUCGACCGCAUGAAAGAGAAGAAGGAGGAAGGUGCGGAUGAGAAGCACUGGGCAGACCUUACGGCGCGGGAGGUUGAGCGUCAGAUUGAGUUGCAGAAUCCGCAGAGUCAACACAAUUGGCUCAAGACACAUGCGAAGAAUGGCGCUGGGAUGGAUGUUGACGAUAAUGAGAGUCUGGCGUCGCAUGAUACGAAGCCCGCUACUGGCAGGGGUGGCAAGGGGAAGAGAGAUCUUGCCAAACAAGUGGGCGAUCGUGCCGUGGGCAGAGCCAGGGAAGGCUUCAGUCCGGGUGCAGCUAGCGCGGGCUUUGGAGACGACGAGGACUUUGCAUUCGUUGAUGAAAACCCAGGCUCGAGUAAGAAGCGCGGCAAAGGAGACGUUGACGGCACCUACAGAGUCAAGGGCGGCAAGACCGGUGCUGGAAAGGGCAAGAGGAAGAGGAGCGGAGAGGAUGUCGCAUCCACAGCGAGUGGCAGCGCGAAGAAGGCAAAGGUGGACGUGACUGAGUGA